AAUAUGACAAUCUGGCACUCUUGGUCUUGCUACACGUUUGGUACAGGAAAAGGACUGAAGGAGGGGUAGAGAACCAACUCCCUCCCUCAUGCAUUACUUCUCUAGCUCGUGCUGUGGAAGGUCACACCCCCUGCGGUUCUGACUGCUAACCCCAGUCAUUGGGUGAGUGGUGCGUGAGGCAGCACAGUUGGCUGCCCCCAGGCACUGAUCUCUGGUGCAGGGUAUUCCUGCAUCAAGGCUCAGUCCCUGCCCCGCAACCCCCGCCGAGCAAAAAAAAAGCCGGCGUGAUGGUGGCUCCGCGAAACGUGGAUAAACCCGUCAGCACAUUAGUGCGUGUGCGUGGUGACGGCCGGGCAGCCAAGGCUCUGUGCUGGGACCUGUCACGCUGCUCCUCCAUGGUGGCAGCUGUGGCCCCCCUCCAGCUGCCACCACAACGGCCGCCGCCGCCACGGUCAAAGCUUCCUCCCUCAGCUGGGGCGGGUCUGGUCUCGACUGCUCCAACCGCUGCUGGCCCAAAGCAGGCCCCUUCAUUGCCAGGGAGCCGCCAGCAGCUGCCCCGGCCAGUGGCCCUGCCGGGGCCAGCAGACGUUCCUAGUGAGGGCAAGCGUCUGCUGGAGGAAGAGGAGGAGGGGGGGAGGCAGAAAGACGGCCACAAACCAAAGGUUGCCAGGACAGCGAAAGACACAGGAAUGGUGCAGCAGCGCAGCAGUGGCCCUGCACCGCCCCAGCCGGCCCCAGAGGAGGAGGUGCAGCGGCUGCGGCUGCAGUGCAGAAGACUGCAGCAGCAGAAUGAUGACCUGCAGCGGCGGCUGGGGGAGGUGUUCAGCCUGCUGAAGGACAAGCAACGCCGCACCCGCCUGAUGAGCCAGCUGGAUGUGCUGGUGAAGUAGGUCGCCGCCAACACAGUGCAGGGCCUCCGCACCCUCGGGGAGCCCCACUGGUCUUGGUAUCCACUUCUGGCUAGCUGUCCCUGCUGCUGCAGAAGCUGUCCGGUGACAAGACAGUCCUGCGCCUCUACUGGGCCCCUUGGCAGGGGGUCGGCGGCGUCUGGCCCUCCGAGACAACAGCCUGGGCGGUGGAGGAUGGAGGUAAUGGUGGUGGGUAGCAUGGUAACUUACAGCAAGGUGGUCAGACUCUUCCUCUACCUUGGCAGAAUCACUGCUCACUGCCAGAACGUCACGGCAUCAGAAAGCAGUGUUCAUAAUAGUCAGGAUAUCUCUCAGCAGAAUUUAAACCUUUUUUUCAGCUAUUACUUUUUUCAUGUUUUUUUCUGGAGCUGCCUCCCUUACUGAAGAGAGGCCUGUCAGAUGUCACUCAGCUCAUCUUUUUAUGUUGUCUGCAGGACUGAUUCACUUAUAUCAGAGCUCUAUUCUUGCUUUAAGCUCCCAUGCUACCUGCUGUGGUAACUGACCAUAAUUCUAAACUUUUGAUUGAAAUACUAUGAAAAUUAUUCUGACAACUGGAAGCUACCAGAUUGACAUACUGUACAUUGUAAAAUGUUCCUGACAGCUCUGGAAGCUACCAGAUUGACAUACUGUACAUUGUAAAAUGUUCCUGACAGCUCUGGAUGGUCACGUAUUAACCGCUUGGGGUGUUUUAUCGGUGAGGGGGGAGUGACGGUUGUGGUGGUGUCCUCGGCACUGGGUAAUCCAUCACACCUGUGUCUGGAGGGGACAGAGGCCAGGGGCAGGUGGCUCAGGACUCCAGUGGCCGGGGCUCACCCUGUCCAUGGGGGUGUGUGCCGGCCUCAUUCCUUGGGAGGGCACUCUGGGCAGAACAUGAAAUAAAUGAAAGGAACCACUUUGUGCCACAGGCCUCCCCCCUGUUCCUUAUCCCCUGCCUGGCACAUGAGGCAGCACCUGGCCUGGAAGUGGUGAUGGGCGCACACCACGCCCGUCACUCCUCCACCACUCACCACUUGGGAAACACCCCAAGCGGUUACUAGAGCUUGAGAGAGUCUUGUAUUACCUCAGAAAACUGAUGCUUGUCCGGUGUUCCCUCAGGAGUAACGCAGGACGACCGGCAAGGCCCGGCUGGGGCUGUGUGCACUGCUGACUGUAGUCCAUCCACUCCAGCUGGACCCCUCCCAACAGUGGCUGGACUCCUAGCCAGGUGGGCAAGUGAGGACGCUGUUGGCGGGCGGAGCGUCUUGGCGUCUCCGUCGCACAACAGAUGUCUGGGUUCUGAAAGUGUUUGUUUCUUUACUUAGCUCAUCUCUUACCCAAGAUGGGGAAAUUUUGUUGACAUUGGAUAAAGCAGUGACUGUAUAACUGUACAACUGUACAGUUCUUACUUCAUCUAACGAUGUUAAUGAAAUUUGCAUGUUGCAUGUAACAGAUGAGCUAAGUAAAUAAAUAUGAAUAUUUCCUGGACCCAGGCUAUUGUGUUGGGCGCCGGAGACGCCAGACUCCCCGCCCGCCAACAGCCACUCAGCAGCGUCCUUACUUCCUGGGCUGAGGGUCCAGCCAGUGCUGGGAGGGAUCCUGCUGGAGUAGAUGGACUCUAGCCCUGCUGUGUUGUGUUGGGUUACUCUGCCUGAGGAGAGGGGCACCGGGGAGCCCCUUCCCCCUGCUGCAUGCACUGCUGACGCACCGCCACUGCUUCACUCCACAUGUGCAGGUGUGGGGCCCAGCCACGAGGGGCACCUCCCUCCUGGCCCUGGGCCCCACACCUGAACCAGAGGCAGGCAGGUCCACCCAUACCUCUACACACUCAAGAGGACUUUAUUUCGCAUGAAGUGGAUAUGAAGACCGAUUCUUCGAUGUGGAAAGAUAACGGCUUUCAACCCUGACAAGGAACUACUUAAAUGGAGGCUGCAGGCCUCCCAUGGCAAGCAGCCUCUUAUAGGCUAACACACUCUUCCUCGGGCGAGCCUCUCUUGGGGCCUUCGCCCACCUCCCUUCGGCCAUGAGCCACUUUUUUGGGAUUAUUACCCAAAACCCUUCGGCCAUGAGCCACUUUUUUGGGAUUAUUACCCAAAAUCCUUUGGCAAAGAGCCACUUUUUUGGGAUUAUUACCCAAAACCCUUCGGCCAAGAGCCACUUUUUUGGGAUUAUUACCCAAAACCCUUCGGCCAUGAGCCACUUUUUUGGGAUUAUUACCCAAAACCCUUCGGCCAAGAGCCACUUUUUUGGGAUUA
Molecule: messenger RNA, 3139 nt
Organism: Eriocheir sinensis (Chinese mitten crab)
Lineage: Eukaryota; Metazoa; Arthropoda; Malacostraca; Decapoda; Varunidae
Exons: 2
Coding region: 288-890 (200 amino acids)
Source: RefSeq, a predicted model, not a curated record